Penaeus vannamei (Pacific white shrimp) is the source of this 588-nucleotide messenger RNA. The record is from RefSeq and is a predicted model, not a curated record. NCBI's taxonomy places the organism in Eukaryota, Metazoa, Arthropoda, Malacostraca, Decapoda, Penaeidae.
AUGCGUCCACCAAACUCCACCCCGCCGCACCCAAACCCCACCAAAACCCUCCAAACCCACCGCCGACCACCCACAACCCACCCAAACCCACCCCAACCUUACCUCUCCACAGCCCACCAAAACCACCCCGCGGGCACCCAAACUGGCCACCCAAACCCUCCAAAACCCACCCCGACCCUCCACACCCAUGCACCCAACCUACCGUCUCACACGCCACCUUGCGCAAACCCAACCCACACCUACCCCAACAAACCCCACCCAAACUACCUCUCAGACAGGCCCACAAACUCCACCACUUCUCGCGACUCCACCCAAACCAGCACCCGAGCCCUACCAAGCCUCAUCUCCACGCCACGUCUAUACCCACCCGGACCCAACCAAGCUUCCCCACCACAACCACGUGUUACUACCAACUCCAAACCCGACAUGCGGAUCAGGUGGUGUUACCAAGAAGCAGAUGAGGAUCUCCAGGGUAAGUUAACUAAAGAAACCAUAAAAGUCUCCCUUGCAAUGGAUACAGACCGAGCAAAAGUAAGUCCUCGACUGCUCAACUUGCAGACGCAAAGUGCCAGUGCCAGUCCAGAGUAA